GACGAUGAUUUAUAGAAUUCUCUUAUCUGGCACCUGAGCAUUUUCCUUCCAUCAGUGAUCGAGCGAAUUUGCGGAUAGCGCGUGUUGCACGCUCUCAGUUCCUCGUUCACGAAGAUCGAUAGCGUUCAAGGAGCAAGACCGGUGCUGCAAUGUGACUUCAAAGUGAGCCGCCUGUGAAAUCGAUCGGGAAAUUGCGUCUUUUGAUACAUCAUUCACCGCGAGGCUCGGGAAUCGUCGAACUCUUGUUUCCGACGAGAAGCAAUCACGCGGCGAUGAUCUCGUGCAUUUCGACGAGAAACAGUUUCAUUGUGCUUGAAUCGCAGUCCGUGUGCGUUCUACGAUAAGCUUCGUAGCUGUAUACGUGGAUUUGGAGAUCAUAUCGUUACGUAACGACGUGCAUGCAUGUGAAAGCAAAAACGUAUGCACGUGAUUGUUAUCUGUUUAAAGAAUCGUCUAACUCGCUCGCUCGCUCCAAAACAGCUUUCGCGUCACCGAACGCUCCUCUUCUAUCGCCGCAUCGCGACUCGUGCGCGAGUUGUUCAAGAGGAACCAUAAUGAUUACAGACAAUUGCAAUUUUUUAAAUACAUUUUUUAUAUUUGUAUACACGUAAAUGGAUAAACGGCCGUUUCAUGCAAUCGAUUCGCCCGUUCGCCGCGACAAUUACGGAAGAAGUUGUCACUGCUCUAGACAGAUCUGCAGAUCCACGCAGGAGCAGUGCGUAGAUCAUCCCGCUCCACGUAGUUGGAUUCGGCAGACUCAUUGUGCGUAUUGAAAAAAAAGGAAGUCAAACAAAGACCGUAAUGCAUAGAAUCGAUGAGGCCUGAGGAGACCAGCGACGUCGGAAGGAUCGAGGAAGGAUCGACGGACCGACAGGAAGGACGAAAGAUGCCAGGCACUCUGACGUAUCCCAUCUACGCUGGUGUUGACCCAUCAGCACCCAGAAGACGCGCCUACACCUGGAACGCGCAGCAUCGUUCCGCGUCACGUGUCGCAGAGGUUAAUGCGCAGCUGGGUCGAGCGUCGUUCUCGGAACCCGCGAGAGACGAGGCAACGAGCAGGUUGAGAUUAAAAGUGAUCGGUGGCCACCAUCUGGCCAAGAAAGAUAUUUUUGGUGCGAGCGAUCCCUAUGUACGUGUCGACUUGAAUACAAUAAAUGGCGAUCAGACGGUGGAUUCUGCACUCACAAGAACUAAGAAGAAGACUUUGAAUCCUGUCUGGGAGGAGGAAUUUAUAUUUAGGGUUAAACCGGUGGAACACAAAUUGGUCUUGCAAGUCUUUGACGAGAACAGAUUGACAAGGGAUGAUUUUCUUGGUAUGGUAGAAUUAACACUGAUUAAUUUGCCAAAGGAACAAGAAGGUCGUACUAUUCCUGCUAGGAAUUAUGUACUUCGUCCACGUAGUAAUCAUUCCAGUCAGCGGUCGCGAGUUAAGGGAACGUUGGAACUGUAUCACGCGUAUAUUUCUGAUUCGUCCAAUACUGAAAAUGACAACGGAGACAUAUCCGACUCGGGCGGAUGGGAAUUAGUGCAGCCGGAGAGUAAUAGUCCAGUGGAGCAAGCUGCGGACAUCACAAUGGUUAAUAGACCAUUACCACCAGGUUGGGAGGAGAGGCAGGAUGCGAAUGGCCGUACAUACUAUGUUAAUCAUAUAGCGCGUUUCACGCAAUGGGAACGACCGGAACCGGAUACGGCAGCGACGAGUGGAACGGUUGAACAACGUAAUUUGGACACGGCAGCUACUGAAUUUCAACGACGAUUCCACAUUAGUGCCGAUGACGAAGGCAGACACAGGAAUUCGGUAGUAUCGAAUCAGGAUGGUGAAGUUCUACGCGAGGACGAUGAAGAUUCGGAAGCAAGAGAUUGUGAGGGUGGGGAUCAUAGGGGAGGGGGUAUUGGGGAUACUUCUUCAGACUCCGGACGUUCUGUCGAUCAACGUGGCUACCUUAACGAAUCUGAAGAACAGACUGAUGACAAUGUUGAUAGUCCCGCUGGUUCGAGACGUUCUUCAGAGCAAAUUGAGAGUCCAAAACCUACUCUGCCUGUGUCUAAUGACGAAGGUCUACCUCCCGGUUGGGGUAUGCAGGUAGCACCUAAUGGUAGAAUAUUUUUUAUUGAUCACAAUGAGAGAGCAACGACCUGGAUUGAUCCACGAACAGGACGACCAAGUUCUAUACCUAAUCAUAUUGCACCGUCGACGACACCGAGAAGCGAUUUAGAUCAAUUGGGACCGCUUCCAGAAGGCUGGGAGGAGAGAGUACACACGGACGGACGAAUUUUCUUCAUAGACCACAACACAAGAACAACGCAAUGGGAAGAUCCACGCAUGUCCAAUCCUCAAAUUGCCGGCCCGGCUGUACCGUAUUCCAGAGAUUACAAACGCAAAUACGAAUAUUUGAAAUCGCAACUGAGAAAGCCUAAUAAUAUUCCUAACAAGUUUGAGAUAAAAGUGGGACGGAACAACAUCCUGGAGGAUUCGUACCGUAUUAUAAGUUCGGUCAACAGAGUUGACAUUCUAAAGACGAAACUGUGGGUAGAGUUUGAAGGCGAGGUAGGCUUAGAUUACGGUGGCCUUGCGAGAGAAUGGUUCUUCUUGUUGUCGAAAGAAAUGUUCAAUCCAUAUUACGGGCUUUUCGAAUAUUCCGCAACAGACAAUUAUACAUUACAAAUUAAUCCUUGCUCUGGCGUAUGUAACGAGGAGCACUUGAAUUAUUUCAAGUUUAUCGGACGUAUAGCGGGAAUGGCUGUUUACCAUGGCAAACUUUUGGAUGCUUUCUUUAUCCGACCAUUUUAUAAAAUGAUGUUGGGUAAACCGAUCGACCUGAAGGACAUGGAAAGCGUCGACUCCGAGUAUUACAACUCUCUUCUGUGGAUCAAAGAGAACGAUCCCAGCGAAUUGGAGCUGACUUUUUGUCUCGAUGAGGAAAGCUUCGGCCAUACGUCCCAGAGAGAGCUGAAGCCCGACGGUGCUAAUAUCCCUUUGACGGACGAAAAUAAAGACGAGUAUAUAAGUUUGGUCAUACAGUGGCGGUUCGUAUCCCGCGUGCAGGAACAGAUGAACGCCUUCUUGGAAGGAUUCAAUGCUCUUAUACCACCGACAUUGGUAAAGAUAUUCGAUGAGCACGAGUUGGAGCUGUUAAUGUGCGGUAUACAGCAUAUCGACGUGAAAGACUGGAAGCAGAAUACUUUGUACAAAGGGGACUAUCACGCAAACCACAUUGUCGUCCAAUGGUUCUGGCGAGUCGUCCUAUCGUUUAGUAACGAGAUGCGUUCUAGAUUAUUACAGUUUGUAACUGGCACAUCGCGUGUCCCGAUGAACGGAUUCAAAGAGCUUUACGGCAGUAAUGGGCCGCAGUUAUUCACCAUUGAGAGGUGGGGUACACCGGAGAAUUAUCCAAGAGCUCAUACAUGUUUUAAUCGAAUUGACCUUCCUCCGUAUAAAAGUUAUCAACAACUCAGGGAUAAGCUAGUUAAAGCAAUUGAAGGUUCUCAAGGCUUUGCUGGAGUCGACUAGCACGAACUACCUUUAUUCAUGAUGAUAUCUGUAAUAUAAUGUAUAUAUUACAUAUACAUAUAUCUAUAGGUAUACACAGAAAAGUAUAUUGUCUUAAUAUGAUUAUAUCUAUUUAAAGAAUUCCCACACUUAAAGAAAUCGAUUUAAUUGCUUCUUAAUUGUGUGCAAUAACAUUGAAACGAGGUGAAAACAAUACAUUAAAAGAUUCAAGUGAUCGCUUAACUUUCCGAAAUAAUUUCAACAAGUCUUUCAGCAUGUUACACACUUUUCAAAUUACCAAUUAUAUUUCAUAAAAGCUAUUUGCAUAAUCUGAGAAAAUGCAGCUGAAAACCUAUAAUUAAGUAUUAUAUAACUAAUCCACUUUUAAAGAUAUGCUAUAUUUUUACUAUUGCAACCUCGGGAUCUUUUGGAAGAAGUGAUUUGGCUGCUGUAACAAUGUGACGUGAUAUUGAUUUGCUAAUUGUUUAUUCUCGUUUCUUGAUAACAUCAAAGUAUUAUUAAGAAAUGGAGAGAGGUGCAAACCGUUUUAAAAUGAUAUUGCAAUUACAUGAAAAUGAAGUACAAUCGAUGUCAUUCUGUGACUUGAAAGUAAAAGACAAAUGUUAUGUAUCUGCACAUAUUUAAUGCUAUUCUUUUUGCUUCCAAGUCACAAGAUAUUAAAAUAACAUUAAUUUUCUCGAUAUAUUAUUCGGAAUUCUCAAAAUUACAUUUACCCAAAUCUAAAUUUUGCAAAGGAGAUUACUUUUUCUCUGAUAACAUUUUAAUUUAUAUCCUACUGAUAUCACGAAAUACUGUAAAAAAUAAUGUUAUUAAUAGUCACUAUUUUAUAAAAAAUUUCGUAGAUAUUGAUUUAUAAUUUUAAUUGUAUUUUUAUGGCACACCAAAUUUCACUUCUUUCUUUUUCAGCUUUAACAACAUACAAACUUUUAAUGCUCCCUUUUCACUGUUUAAUACUUGUGCAAAGGUGUUUAUGCCUUUUGUUAAAGCAAAGGUGAAACGCUUGUUAGAUAUAUUUUAUGUGGAUAUAUAUAAAUUUAUGACUUAUCUUUUUUUGUUCAUAUGUUGUUCCUUUUACAAUUUUUAUGGUUAGCAAAUGAUGAAGAAUAACAUCGUAUAAAAAUAGUGUUAUUCGAAAGCGUAUACUUCUACGAUGUACAGAAAAAGUUAAACACAGUUCUUUGUUACCGAUUAUGUUAUUAGAAGAAAAGGCAAGAAAAUAUGUAUAAUCCAAAAUAAAAAAAAUAUAUAAUUUUGUUAAAAAGUCUUACAAUUAAUUUUAUAUUAAAAAAUGUAAGUUAGGGCAAAAUUAUUGUAAAGAAGAAAAACUCGAUAUUUUCUCUUAAUAUAAAUAAAAUAAAUGAUGCAGGAUGUUACAAGUACUCUAUAACAAACUCAUUUAUAAUAUCUCUCGAUGAAUUAAUAAAUACCAAAUCAAAUUGGCUACGGCUUGUAUUAUUAAUUUACACCUUGCUUAUUCUUCUAAUUUAAUAAUGAUUUAAGAAUGUAUGUUCUGCUCAGGUAGCAUAAUUAUGUAAAAUUUAUUAAAUGGCGGAACAAAUUGAUUAUAAGAUUAUUUCCAACAAAAUGUAAUCGUUUGUAUAUUUCAUUAGUAUCCUGGUGUGUGAUAAAACACUCCAAUCGUCUCGAAAAAUAAUAUAAACCUUGCUUCUGAUUAAUCAAUGAUCAUUAGCAAUGGCAAAUAAUAAUCGCAGAUGACAAAGUCGAUGUCAGAUACGAUUGCCUACCUUGUAUUAUAUAACACUUUUAUUCACGAAAUUAUAACGUACAUUCUAAAUGACACGAAGUUGAUAUAACAUUCCAUCCUACAUAUUUGUACAGCUUAUUUUAUUGUAAAACAAAUAAGUCCCGUUAGAUAAUAAAUAACAUUGUCACGGCAGAGAUUUUGUGGCCU
Messenger RNA from Ooceraea biroi (clonal raider ant), 5423 nucleotides. It is a transcript of the gene Nedd4, whose product is annotated as E3 ubiquitin-protein ligase Nedd4. NCBI's taxonomy places the organism in Eukaryota, Metazoa, Arthropoda, Insecta, Hymenoptera, Formicidae. Gene Ontology annotation, cellular component: cytoplasm. The record is from RefSeq and is a predicted model, not a curated record. Gene Ontology annotation, biological process: protein ubiquitination; regulation of dendrite morphogenesis; ubiquitin-dependent protein catabolic process. Gene Ontology annotation, molecular function: ubiquitin protein ligase activity; sodium channel inhibitor activity; protein binding.